CCACCAUCCAUUUCUCCACGGUACUUCCCUUUCACUGUGACCCGUUCAUUGCAUUCCUUGAUCUCACAUUCUCAAGCUCGUGAAAGUAAUCAUCUGCCUGACGUUUUGAACUCGAGUAGCGACAACAAAUUUCUCGGGCUCUGUUCCUUCCGUCAAUAUAGAAAAGUCCUUCGAAGCAUUGCCAUGAACCGAAUUUUUAUGCCCAUUCCUUUUCUCCUUUUCACCUCUCAUGCCUAUGGAGAACCUAUAUCUCCCGAGGAUGACCAAGGCAUGCCUGCAUCUUCGAAAGAUCAACGAACAGUUUUGAAUAUCAUAUGGAGCUGUCUCGCAACAAUAUUCGCAUGUACUUGGCUUGCCAUACACCCGAACAUCCCAGGUCGUAACAUCACGACUAAGGGAGCAAUUUACUGCGCUAUUGAACGCAUGAGACUUAUGAUUGCUGCAAUUUUUGCACCGGAGGUGAUUGUUGCAUGGGCUACAGCACAGUUUAUGGUUGCUUGGAAGGUGCGUCACGGAGAGAAAAUCUCUAUUGCAUCAGUGAUCCAUGCUUGGAGAGAGAAAUCAGAUGAAUCAAAGCCAACACUUGCUCAUGGAUUUUUUCUCAGCAUGGGGGGGUUCUACUACACCCAUAUGCCGGAAUCAGUCUACGAAGACUUGUUGAAUCGUACCACGGAUUCGGACUCUCUACUCCUAUCCGACUGCAGUUGGGAAACUGAGAAUAUCAGAGGAGUCAUUGUCGGUCUCCGCCAGCUCAAAUCCCACCCAGGGCUGGCCAAGACCCUGGUAACAAUCAGUGCAGAGACCAUAGAGGACAAAAGCAAAGGCGACGCACUUUCAAAAACUAUAUCUAUCCUCCAAAUAUCCUGGUUCAUCGUGCAAUGCAUCGCUCGAGGCGUUCAGGGUCUCCCGAUCACGCUCCUUGAAAUGGCAGCACUUGCAUUUGCUUGCCUCAGUAUCAUGACUUACUGCUUGUGGUGGCAUAAACCACUCAAUGUUAGUUAUCAUAUAUCUUUGGAUCCGUUGAACUCAAGUGAACUCAUGCGAACAUUGGCAACAAAAAGUCAUAAAAAAUCUGCUUCCCCAAUGGCUUCCUCGGGCGAUUAUUCAAUAGGUGGGGUAAUAAAUGCAUUGACAUGGGUUUGCUGGGUGGUUGCAGAUUUUUUCUUUUUCUUAGAGGAAGAAGCACAUCGCAACAUUGGAGAAGGCGCCUGUCCACUUUCCUCAGGUACCUCCAAUGAUAGCCCGAUACGCCUUAUGGUCGGGAUUUGUGUAGGAUCAUUAUUCGGGGCCUUCCAUUGCAUGGCUUGGUCAUCCUACUUUCCAUCCCACACCGAAAUGGUACUGUGGCGAUUUUCGUCUGUGGCAGUCAUGAUUGGAGUCCUAACAGCCGUUUCUGCUUUCAUUGUCCGGGGGUCUUGUCCCAAGUGGAUGUUGAAGCUACGACGUCUACUUCCAUAUUGGUGGAUGGACUCUUCUAUCUGGGGGACCGUUUGGAAGCCCUGUUCGUUUUCAUUAUCAGCUGUUGGCGGCAUCAUAUACAUCGUUGGGCGGAUUAUACUGAUCGUCCUCGCUUUUACACAGCUACGUUCACUACCACAGCUAGCCUUUCAUACAGUACAAUGGACGAAUUACAUACCUCACAUAUAGUUUCGGUUACUUUGCACUUUCCAUAUUCCACGUCCUGAUGAUUUCCUUCGUUAUAAAGUAGUAUUUAAAUCUCCUCCUUUGGAUCCUCCUGCUUUAUUUAGGUAGUGCAUAUUCUAUCUUGACGCCGGUAACGACGUUGUUAUAGAUUCCUCAUCUCCGGCAUUCACGACUUUCGG
This is a messenger RNA of Desarmillaria tabescens, 1823 nucleotides long. RefSeq lists its product as uncharacterized. Bases 184 to 1647 code for a protein of 487 amino acids. The transcript is spliced from 5 exons. Lineage: Eukaryota; Fungi; Basidiomycota; Agaricomycetes; Agaricales; Physalacriaceae. The record is from RefSeq and is a predicted model, not a curated record.